AGCGCUCCUGCAGCCUGCGCGCCUGCCUCGGUCCUUCCUGCUCUUCCCAGGGUGAUCAGCUGGUCUGCUCUCCCCUGACGUGGGCCGGGGCACGUCACCGCCGAAUGGCAGCCUCCAGAAAGGCACCGCGAGUAAGGGCAAAUCACCAGGAUUUUCAGCUGAAAAACUUAAGAAUAAUUGAGCCUAACGAGGUGACAUACUCUGGUGACCCAGGCGCGGAAACAGACGGCAGGAUGGCUCCAAAGGUGACCUCAGAGCUGCUUUGGCAGCUACGACAAGCCAUGAGGAACACGGAGUAUGUGACAGAGCCGAUCCAGGCCUACAUCAUCCCGUCGGGAGACGCCCACCAGAGCGAGUACAUUGCCCCCUGCGACUGUCGGCGGGCCUUCGUCUCUGGAUUUGAUGGCUCUGCGGGCACAGCCAUCAUUACAGAGGAGCACGCGGCCAUGUGGACCGACGGACGCUACUUUCUCCAGGCUGCCAAGCAGAUGGACAGCAACUGGACGCUCAUGAAGAUGGGUCUGAAGGAUACACCAACUCAGGAAGACUGGCUGGUGAGUGUACUUCCUGAAGGAUCCAGGGUUGGUGUGGACCCACUGAUUAUUCCUACUGAUUACUGGAAGAAGAUGGCCAAGGUUCUGAGAAGUGCCGGCCACCACCUCAUUCCUGUCAAGGAGAACCUUGUGGACAAAAUCUGGACAGACCGUCCUGAGCGCCCGUGCAAGCCCCUCCUCACACUGGGCCUCGAUUACACAGGCAUCUCGUGGAAGGACAAGGUUGCAGACCUUCGAUUGAAAAUGGCCGAGAGGAACAUCGUGUGGUUUGUGGUCACCGCCCUGGAUGAGAUUGCGUGGCUAUUCAAUCUCCGAGGAUCAGAUGUGGAGCACAAUCCGGUGUUUUUCUCCUACGCCAUCAUAGGAUUGGAGGCAAUCAUGCUCUUCAUUGAUGGUGACCGCAUAGAUGCCCCCAGCGUGAAGGAGCAUCUGCUUUUUGAUUUGGGCCUAGAACCCGAAUACCGAAUCCAGGUGCUUCCCUACAAGUCCAUCCUGAGCGAGCUCAAGGCUCUGUGUGCCAAUCUCUCCCCAAGGGAGAAGGUGUGGGUCAGCGACAAGGCCAGCUACGCCGUAAGCGAGGCCAUCCCCAAGGACCAUCGAUGCUGUAUGCCUUACACCCCCAUCUGCAUCGCCAAAGCUGUGAAGAAUUCUGCCGAAUCAGAAGGCAUGCGGCGAGCCCACAUUAAAGAUGCUGUUGCCCUCUGUGAACUCUUUAACUGGCUGGAGAAAGAGGUGCCCAAAGGUGGUGUGUCCGAGAUCUCAGCUGCCGACAAGGCUGAGGAAUUUCGCAGACAACAGGCUGACUUUGUGGACCUGAGCUUCCCAACGAUUUCCAGUACGGGACCCAAUGGCGCCAUCAUUCACUACGCGCCGGUCCCUGAGACGAAUAGGACCUUGUCGCUAGAUGAGGUGUAUCUGAUUGACUCGGGAGCUCAAUACAAGGAUGGAACCACAGAUGUGACACGGACCAUGCAUUUUGGGACCCCUACAGCCUAUGAGAAGGAAUGCUUCACAUAUGUCCUCAAGGGCCACAUAGCGGUGAGCGCAGCUGUGUUCCCGACUGGAACCAAAGGACACCUUCUUGACUCAUUUGCCCGCUCAGCAUUAUGGGAUUCUGGCCUGGAUUACCUGCACGGCACGGGACACGGGGUUGGGUCUUUCCUGAAUGUUCACGAAGGUCCUUGCGGCAUCAGUUAUAAAACGUUCUCCGAUGAGCCCUUGGAGGCAGGCAUGAUCGUCACUGAUGAGCCAGGGUAUUAUGAAGAUGGGGCUUUUGGAAUUCGUAUUGAAAAUGUAGUCCUGGUGGUUCCUGUGAAGACCAAGUAUAACUUCAAUAACCGGGGAAGCCUAACCUUUGAACCUUUAACUUUGGUUCCGAUACAGACCAAAAUGAUAGAUGUGGAUUCUCUUACAGACAAAGAGUGCGACUGGCUCAACAGUUACCACCGGACCUGCAGGGACGUGGUCGGGAAGGAGCUGCAGAAGCAGGGCCGCCAGGAAGCUCUUGAGUGGCUCAUCAGAGAGACGCAGCCUAUCUCCAAACAGCGUUAAUACCUCCCUGGUUUUUGUUUUUCCCUUACUUCCCCUUUUUACUUUGAGAUUCUAAGAAGAACUGAAAAUCUUCUUAUCCUCUUUGAUAUUUUCUUGCAAACACUCAAUCUUUUAUGAUUUUUUUAAAUUGUUGAGAACGAGCCAAGAAUAAAAUGGCUGCACCAGAAGGAGGGUCCCCACAGAGCCGAACGCCCGAUGCGGGGAGACGCCCCGAGCGGCCGCAGUGAGUUCUCUGGCCAGCGAUGGUGAAACACGGAGUGCUUGCUCUAGGAUGGUCAGGUUUCAGGUGCUAGUACAUUAUUCAUGAUCACCUUGACUCAUGAGACUGUAUUUAUGAUCAGUGAAUAAAAUGUCAAAAUACA
This is a messenger RNA of Suricata suricatta (meerkat), 2467 nucleotides long. RefSeq names its product X-prolyl aminopeptidase 1 (gene XPNPEP1). The coding region runs from base 105 to 2105 and encodes 666 amino acids. NCBI's taxonomy places the organism in Eukaryota, Metazoa, Chordata, Mammalia, Carnivora, Herpestidae. The transcript has 21 exons. Gene Ontology annotation, molecular function: metalloaminopeptidase activity. The record is from RefSeq and is a predicted model, not a curated record.